This is a messenger RNA of Trichophyton benhamiae CBS 112371, 1653 nucleotides long. Its product is annotated as kinesin family protein. The coding region runs from base 1 to 1653 and encodes 550 amino acids. The transcript has a single exon. NCBI's taxonomy places the organism in Eukaryota, Fungi, Ascomycota, Eurotiomycetes, Onygenales, Arthrodermataceae. The record is from RefSeq and is a predicted model, not a curated record. Gene Ontology annotation, biological process: microtubule-based movement; mitotic spindle organization. Gene Ontology annotation, molecular function: ATP binding; microtubule binding; microtubule motor activity.
AUGAACCCUCGGACACAAUCGACGACGUUGUCUGCACCAGCGUCUGCUAAUGCGAAUGUCGCUAAUGCAAGAGCCCAGAGCAGAAGUAAAGCCGUUGAAGACAAGAGCUUCACAUUUGACAACUCCUUCUGGUCACACAACAGGGCAGAUCCACACUAUGCCGAACAGGAAGAUGUUUAUAAUUGUCUGGGUGAAGAGUUUUUGGACCACAACUUUGAAGGAUACCACACAUGUAUAUUUGCAUAUGGACAGACGGGAUCAGGGAAGAGUUAUACAAUGAUGGGUACUCCGGAGCAGCCUGGACUGAUUCCUCGAACAUGUGAGGAUCUAUUCCAGCGCAUCGAGAACUCAAACUCGCCGGAUAUUACUUACAAUGUCCGUGUUUCCCAUUUUGAGGUAUACAACGAACAUGUCCGUGACUUGCUAGUUCCUCGAACAGACCCUCCAUAUUAUCUUAAAAUCCGAGAGUCCCCCACAGACGGACCAUAUGUGAAGGAUCUAACGGACGUACCAGUUCGCAAUAUUGAUGAGAUUAUGCGUUACAUGCGGAAAGGUGACGCAUCUCGCACAAUUGCCAGUACGAAAAUGAACGAUACCAGCUCAAGAUCACAUGCUGUUUUCACCAUUAUGCUUAAGCAGAUUCACCACGACUUAUCUUCCGAUGAAACUACGGAGCGAGUUGCCCGUAUCCGGCUGGUAGAUCUUGCUGGUUCCGAACGGGCCAAAUCCACGGAGGCAACUGGAAAGAGACUGCGAGAGGGUUCAAAUAUCAACAAGUCAUUGACUACAUUGGGCCGCGUAAUUGCGGCUUUGGCAGACACUAAACAGCGCCAAAAUGGACGCAAGGCCAGGGAUAUUGUCCCCUACCGAGACUCCAUUCUCACCUGGCUCCUCAAGGACAGUUUAGGUGGGAAUUCAAAGACUGCGAUGAUAGCAUGCAUUGCCCCAGGGGACUAUGACGAGACACUCUCGACACUUCGCUACGCCAACCAGGCCAAACGCAUCCGUAACCGUGCUGUUGUCAAUCAGGACCAUAUUUCUGCUGCACAACGAGACGCUGAAAUCGCAGAGAUGGCCGAAAUGAUUCGUACGCUGCAGCUCAGUGUUAGCCAGCAAGCAGUAACGAAGCGAGAAAGCGAAUUGCAAACUGAAAAACUAGAAGAGUACCAAAAACAGGUGACCAGGAUGCAGCAGUUGAUGGAAGAAAUGAAAAUGGUCAGUGAAACCAAGAUCAGACAACUUCAGACCGAAAACGAGGCUCUCCGUCUUCACCUUAAGCUGGCAUUAGAGAGCUUGAAGAACCCUAUACCUCCGGUACAAGUACCCAAACAGAGAAACAGGCAGAGUAGUGUCCGGUCCUUGCUCGCAAAGGAUGAGGGUAACAUCGAAAUACUGGAGGAAGAUGCAGAGAAGGAAAACACUGCCCCUCCGGGCUUUGAUGACCAGAUAGGAGACAGCAAACCUGGACUUAGCCGUUUCGACCUGGAAGCCCUUGAAGUCCAAGCUGAGAUGGAAGACCUUCUUUCCGACCUGAACAUGUUCCGCAAAAAACUUGCUGACGACUGUGAACGAUUUGGCGUCAAGAAGAGACCUGCCCGGCCUAGCCAUGCUGCCAGAAAGGUACUCGGUGAACUUGAAGCCAACAACAACUGA